This is a messenger RNA of Bactrocera neohumeralis, 13258 nucleotides long. RefSeq lists its product as uncharacterized. Gene Ontology annotation, biological process: peptidyl-L-cysteine S-palmitoylation; protein targeting to membrane. The transcript has a single exon. The coding region runs from base 1990 to 5250 and encodes 1086 amino acids. The record is from RefSeq and is a predicted model, not a curated record. Gene Ontology annotation, molecular function: protein-cysteine S-palmitoyltransferase activity. Gene Ontology annotation, cellular component: endoplasmic reticulum; Golgi apparatus. Lineage: Eukaryota; Metazoa; Arthropoda; Insecta; Diptera; Tephritidae.
GAACGGUUGUAAGCGGAAAAACCCAAAGCAUAGCCGUGUACUUGACAAUAUUGUGCUGGUGAAUUUUUUUCUUCCUCUUGGACGAACUCACCACCCAAACGCAGAGUGGUGUGAGUGCGCGCGUGUGUUUGUCGCCAGGGGGUGGCAGUCCAUAUUAAUGCCUAGCAAUUGUUGCCUUGUUAGUGUGUGUGUGUACGAAUGUGUAUAUGUGAAAACGUAAGCAGCGAAGGAUGUAUAGAAAAAAAAACAACAAAAACAGCAAUAAUACAAGUGUGUACCGAAACAGCUGUGACAAGCGAUGGCAAUUUUCGAAGUUUCUUUCAGCGCUGAAUUUAAAAGCGUGUGCUAAAUCAAAGUGAGCUUGUGACUGUGUCUGUGUGGGUUGUGUGGACAUUUUGUUUUGUGUACAAGCAUACGCAUACAUACAUACGCGCGUGUUUAAUGAACAUACUGCGCGCAGCCGGUCGAAAAUAUGGGGUGAACACACACACACACCCACAAACAACCAAAAUCAAAGCGUGUGCAAUAAAAUAAAAUAUGCGAAACAUUGUGGAUUUUUCACUUUUCAGCGCAUAACGGUAUGCUAUGUGUGGCACGAAUAAUGCCAGCGGAUUAAUAAACUGCAGACGAAAGGAUUAUUGCCGACAGCGUCAACGCACAAAAAGUGUUGCAUAUUUUAUGGCGUUGCGAAGCGAGUGAACAGCAUUAGAAAGAGAGAGAGUUACGCUUAAAAAUAGCAGAUUACGUAAACUUGCUGCACCAAAACACGCCAAAGUGCAUUUAAGUGAAAAAAAAACAAGCAAAUAAAAUCUCCAUUGAAAAAAGGGAAUUUAUUCAUUUUGGAUUUCAACCAAUGCAUAAUACCUAUUAUAUAGUCGCUUGUUAGCGCGAGUGAUUUAAGCAGCGCAAAUAUUUGCCAGCCAACCAAAAAGCAUAAAAUAAAAACAAAAAAACACAAAAAAUCCGCUAUUCGCAGUGAAGUGUGGCAGGCGAGGCGCAAAUACGUGUACGCUGUACGUGGAAGCAUCCGUGUUGUAACCUUGACAUGCGGCCUACAGCCAGGCAGCCAGCCCUUUAAACACACACACACAGUCAUGCAAGCAUAUGUGUAGUGUACCGUUAGUGUGUGUAUGUGUGAACGUGCAACCUGCGGCCUACAUUCAAAAGCGAAUCGAGCAGACGAAAACGCAAAGAACGGCAGACGCAUAACGGCACAUAGCAGCAGACGAGCAGUCACUUCCUUAGCGUCAUUGCCUGCUACACACCCUCGCACGCGCACGCACACACGCAGAGACGCUCAAGCGUUAAAAGUACCAUUUAUUUGCGUGUGCAUAUUUUAUACAUAAACCUUGGUGUAUCGCACAUACAUACAUAUAUGUAUAUGUAAAAAUAUAUAUGGUUGUGUGUGCGAAAGCUCGUCGCUUACGUAUGUAGGUACUCAGCUCGUCGGCUCCAGCAGUCUUGAAUGACUUUAGUUUCAUUUGUGUUUUCGUUUUUGUCACAACUGUCGAGUGGCAGACAAAAAGGCAACGGACAAUGGUCACGUGUGUGUGUGUGUAUAGUGUAUAAUUUGCCAAGUUAACGAGUUGAAGUGUAGACUGCAGACCAAAAAAUAUAUAAAAAAAUUAAAUUUAUUAAAAAUAACAACAAUAAAAACAAAUAAUCAAUUUAAUGCAAACUUGUGCUUUGUGUGCUCAAAAAUCGCGUCCGUUAUAAAACUCCCGUUCGGCUUAGUUUUGUACCGUUAAGGCUUCUACUAGUUAGCGCUUCGUUUUGUUACCGCUUUGACGGCACUGUGAUGUACUUAUUCCCGUUACAUAACGCCUGUUACUUCAUCUCUCCACUUCAUCUCCGUAAACUACGUGCUCUACACCAGCAACAACUACAACAACAACUACAUCUUCAUCUCCACCAAAAACGUCUCGAAACUCUACACUACCAGCUGGGAUUUUAUCUUCAAAGCUCAAACAUAGCCGAUGCUUUUGAAACAUGCCCAAACAAAGCAAUGUUGCCACGAUUACCGCUGCGACAGACGAUGGCGCUGUGAAGCCGCAUGAGUCCACUUUGAACGGUGGCGAUAAUAUCAUAACCAUCAGCACGAGCAGCAUCACCGACGAGUGUCACUCAUCAGCGCUCGACGAGCAUUCGUUAAAGCCCCCCGCAUCAUCACCGAAAUCAACAACAGACAGUAACGAAACUGCCGAUCGUCAGCAUUCCUGCACAUAUCUGAAACCGACAGCUUCAGCGAUCACCGUCUCCAAUACAGCGACCAGCAACGCCGCGGAGCCCGCAACACAAACUCGCGCUUCCCCACAGUGUUGUGAUCUGUCGCGUUGCAUUUCGUAUCAAGAGAAUAUCGCCGAUGUGCAUCAUCGCCGCGGCCGUCGUUUGCAUGGCUUACAAUUGCCGCUACAUCCGCUACAAGUAUUCGGUUGGCUUGUGCUCAUACUCUUCGGCAUAGCCACAUUCUGUGUACUGAUACCGUCGUUCUCGAGUGAAAUACAGGGUCCGCUAUACGGUCUCGUUGGCGGUUUGUUUGUCGUGCACGUGGUGUCACAUUUGACCGCACUCCUUACCGAUCCCGCCGAUCGUGAGCUGCAACGUGUGCAUCGCAACGAUCGCAUAGUGCCGGAAUUCGACCGCAACCGUCACGCGCAUGUCAUUGAAAACGGUCGCUGUCAUUUGUGUAAUAUACGCACCUCGUCGCAGCGCACAAAACACUGUUCGGUUUGUAAUAAGUGCGUCGGCAAGUUCGAUCAUCACUGCAAAUGGUUGAAUCACUGUAUCGGUUCGCGUAAUUAUGCGGCAUUUCUAAUGUGUGUGGUCAGUGCAGUGGCCGCGACGGUGGUCAUUGUCGCAGCCGUGGUGGCGCAAAUUGUGCUCUACUACGUCCAUCCCGAAUGGCUGAGCUUCUGGCAGUCCACAGACGGAAAUGGAACCAACGUUGCAAGCGGCUACCCCGCUGCGGUGCUCUACGCACGCAAUGCCAGCACGCUUAAUGAUACAACGGCCGAAGCUGGCAAUGCCACGGCCAACAUUGAAUUCGCCACAAAUGUUACCGCCAAUAUUAGCGCUUAUCUGCUGGAUACCGAUUUGUUGCCGGAUAAUGGGACGCUGCCAGCACUUGCUGAGAACGUGAGUACACUGAUUGCGGACACAAUCAACGACACCCUGCUGUCGCACUUGAAUCAAACAUACAGUGGAGCCGGCACAACGUCGGAUACGGCAGGCGUCACUUCGAACAAUAAUGUUACAGUGGCCACGAUAGCCGGCAUUGGUGUGAGCGAUACAAUAUUUUUGGUGCUUAUUGGUUUGUUAGGUCUGCUGGCCGCCAUCACCGCUGGACUGCUUAUGCAUCUCUGCUUUUUCCACAUAUACAUCUCAUUUUUGGGACUUACGACCUACGAGUACAUACGCAACCAUCGGCAAGCGCAGGAGCUCAAAGCCAAAGAAGCCAACGCCAAGCAGCCGAAAAAAGAUCAACAUUACCCUUUGACUCCGUCCAAAAAGACUAACGACUGUGGCCAAAUUUACUUUUGUUCAAGUGCACGACAUCCGAACGCCAUCAAUCCCGCUGAUGUGCAUUAUUUUGAAGCGCGUAAGCCGCCACCAAAACGCGACGACAGUCCGCGCUCGCGUCUACAUUGCUGCGUUAAUUCCAGGGAAUAUCAUCAGUCCGCUUCGAAGACAUACUACAUGUGUUCGCUGCUCGAGGAGAACGCGGUGCACUCACCGCUUGCAAUAUCGCAUAUCAGCGGCGGAGACAGCGUCAGAGCCGGUCGCAUGUACGACGCAAGCGACACCGCUGAAGCAACAGAUAGAGGGUACAAGUCCUUCCAUUGCUGUUCUUCAUUUGGCGCGAUGGCGACGCAACGUCGCGUCAGCGCUGCAACGUCCAAAGCCACAUUGGUCAGCGACUUGGAGGCGAUAAGCGCGCGUCGCUCUUACAUGCAGUACACCGAGCAAUGUACGUUGUGUACCUUUCGUAUACGCAGUCCCAUAGUGAGCAAACGCGUCGGCGAUGUAAGCGGACGUACGACCAGUGCCAAGCAACGCAGCGCCCAUGGUCCGAGAGAGUUGAGUCCAACGCCGCGCACCGUUUCGGCGAGUUCGAAAGUGGUUAAUAGCGAGCAUCAACGCUGCUGUAUGAAGUCGAUAUCGAAGAAUCAGCGUUGGCGUCGAAAAUGGAAUUGUUGCUCGAAUGUGCCCGACAGUCCCGACGUGCCGAAUGAUAUUAUCGCCGCAUUGGCGAUGCGUCACCAACACAGCACUGCCACCAGCAGCGGCAAGAAAGUAAAUGCCACAGAGAUACCAGUGCAUUUCAUUAAAACAGUCAAUGGUAGCGGCAGCGGUGACAGCAGCACUGCCAGCCUCAGUGGUAGCCGCCCAACCUCUCCACGCAGUGCCAAUCUCAAAGCAAGUUCACGCGUACGCCACACACGCACCUGGCCAAUGCCACGCCUACGACACAUGAUGCGUAUGCUGGGUCGUUAUCGUCGCACGCGUUGUCGUCAAACGGAUGUCAACAAUGCAAUUAGUGCCGUUGAUGAGCAUCAGGUGAAACAAAAUCAAAUCCGCCCAUUACAUUUGCAGCCUAGCGGCAAUGGCGCCUACAGUCGCCAACAUCUUAAUAAUCACCAACAAUCGCAACAACAUUACAACGACAGCAGCUCACCACAGCCGCCCUCAUCCACAACGACAGCGUCGGAGCGUAGCGAUCAGAGCCUCUACAGUGAUUCGAGUAAUCUCACAACCCCCUCAGGUCAGACGCCCAAUGCCAUUGAAACGAUUCUGCCCACAUCAGUGAUACGUGACGACACGUCCAUGACAUAUACGACACCCAUGGGAAUCACAUUGCCACCGGCCUUGCCACCACCGACGCGUCGCAAAAUACCGAAUCCUACAAAUUUGGAAGAGCUCGCAGAGACACUGAGUUUUGUCUCGCAUUCGUCGGGCGGCAGUUCGGGCACUCUAUCGCCGGUGCAAAGACUUCCUACGCUGAGCAACGUUUAUCGCCGUCAGCGACGCAAACAUUUCUUACGUACACGUUCACCAACUUUGUCGCCAAUACACGAGACCGGUCUGUCGAAUCCAACAUCACCGCAACCGGGUCGCCAUAAUGCAAGCGCCACCGGCUCAAAUGCCGCUGUUUCAUCGGUGGGUCUCUCUUGCGAUUCAGCUGAGUUGGCGCGAAAGAAUUCAUCGAAUAGUUCACUACAUAGCGUUAGUUCCAACUCCAGCAGUACUUAAAUAUUUCAAAUUUACCAUAUUCGCCAAUUAUUUUUUUUAUUGGUCAGCUGUGGAGUAAUAUUGAAGAGUCGUGUAAGAUGUAAAGGUGUGUGUGUUGCGCUGCUAACUACACCAAGUCCCAAUACCAGAAGUUUUCCAAAGUAGUUUUAUCAGUAGCAAUAUCGGUUACAUUUUAAUAAUGUCUUAUGUUCCGUGAAAUUUCUCUUAAAAACUACGAAUGGGUUUUAUUGCCAAGUAUUUUACUCAUACAGUCCGCUUGUCGAGUCUAGCAGAAAUAUUUGCCUAUUUUAUUUACUACAAAAAUGCUUUUAUAGAAAUGCCAAUAAUGAAUUUUGAAGUAUUUUUAUCCUUUGGAGGCAUAAUGAUGUUUAAGGUUAGAGCAGCGCUUUACCUAAGUCAUUUCACUUUCCCAUAUAACUGGAUCUUAAAAGUGCAACGGCUUUGCUUAGUUCCAAAAUCAUCAAAACUUGAUAUACGAUGACUUUUAAUCCAUUUGAAUUAGAGAAUCUUGCUACCAGUCUUAUAUAUCGAUUGUAUGGACUUAUUACAUAGGUCCAAAAAUUGUACCUUAGACUUACAGUUACUAUAGCGGGGCACUGGUCUGUUAUAAAAAAAGAAAACCAUCUUCCUCUUUCUCUUUGAAUGUGCAGCUCCAACACUAACCAGACACAGAAUACUUAGAGCCCAUAAAAUUGGCGCAUCCAGCGAUAAUAUAGCCCAGAGUGCCAGUACACCUACCUACCUGCCUACCAAGCGGCAUACGGUCUACAGUGGUCACCAGUUCAAACAUAAUUUCGAAAAAAAGCAUUUGAAGCUGCUGCUGCGGCUAGCUUUUUGCACUCGAACGUUUCAAAGCGCCCAUGAACCCUUUGCUAAUUAUCGAAUAACCCGAAAAGUAUUUACUUGAAAUUUCCAUAGAAUACUUCCAAUAUAUUAUACUUGAAGGGAAUGUGAAAUUCGUCGAUUUUUUAUUUAAUUAUACCGCCUACCACCCAACCCCUAAUAAAGGGGGAUCCAUUUCGAACCUCCGACUAAUUUUUUAAAGAAAAAACACAAACUUCAAAUUUAAUGGGGAAUGUUUAUUACUCUUCGAAAUAUCAUUCCUUAGCAUUUAUUUUACAUAUAAAGAUUAUCUCUUUCAAAUGUUAGCCGCAGCUACGCCUCACAUAGCUCAUCCAUUGAGUCCAAUUUCCACCAACUGGCAAAUAACACGCUUGAUGUUUUGCUUCAAUUUUUGAAUCGAACGGGUUUGUCCUUAUAUAAGACUUUACAUAUCCCCACGAGGUAAAAGUCUAACGGUGUGAUAUCACACGAUCUUGGUGGUCAAUUGACCGGCCCAAAACGUGAAAUUAUCUGCUCACCGAAGUGUUCUCUCAAUAAAUUUAUUGAUUGAUGCGAUGUGUGGGAAUGUCGCCCAGAUCAAAAGCUUCAAUUUCAGGCCUCCGAUUGUUGGUUAUCAUGGCGCGAUAACGGUCACCGGCAUAGUUUUUAAAGUAAUAUGAACCCAUGAUUCCACCGGCUGACAAACUACACAAAACCGUUGUUUUUUCUGGAUGAAAUGCCAGCUUUUGAUAUCUUUUCAGUUCGAAAUUAACCAGAAUCGGAAACGUCGGAUUUUCUUGGAAUUUUUCAAGAGCCCUUAGAACUACGUGAUGUCGCGCGGCUUAAGAUCUCGACGUAAUGAACAAGAAUAAUAUGACAGCUAAAAAGUAGCUCUACUUGGAUAACCUGUUACAAUAUAUUUUAUAUGAGAAAGAGCGUAUUUCUGGGGGUUCCUUAAUAUUAUUUUUAAUUUUACUGGUUGGAUUUGUGUGCAGCUCUUCGUUUUUUAACCAAAUAAAUUUGUAUGCCUUUUUCUCUGGAUAUUUUAGAAUAUGUGAGGCAAUUUUCAUACGAAAAAUAUACCUUAAAAAGUGGUAUAUUAUCCGUAACCGCAAAAGCUUUAAAAAUUUACCAUUUAUACUUAAAUAUAACAUAUGUAUAUAAGGAUGCCUGUUUCGCCUAGCAAUUUCUCCUCGAAUUCAUACACACACACUCACACAUGUGCAUGUAUUCUCAGAUAUUCGUGCCUACGAAAUUGCAUGUUAGCAAAUGUACUUGUAUAUGUAUUUCUAUACAUACGUAAAUAAGCAAUUUGCAUAUUGUCCGAGGUUCAUGGUCAGUACGCCUUUUAUUUCUGCGAAUUUCCACGGUAAUAUUUCACCUGUCACAUUGUUGUAUUUCAAUUAAAGCCUGUUAGGUUUGUUUUGCUCAUUUACAUAUGUACAAGCGAUAUGUAGAGCCAAUAAUGAAUAUAUAUAUAUAUAUAUAUAUAUAUACAUGUUUGCAAAUAAAUCACCUAACUACGAGUAUACUAUAUGUAUAUCUUUGUGCAGCUGCUUAGUCCUGCAGUAAAAAUUCACACUUCGCAAAUAAGCAAUCGAAACGGCUGUAUUAGCUCGAGUGAACUGCUCUUGAACUAUUAUGAUCUUGAUUCGGUCUGAGAUUUGGAAAUAUAUUUUAUUUUUCAAUAAGAGCGCUACAAAGGUUUGGGAUGUCAAUAAAAUGUUCUAUUCCUGUGAAUGCACAUUCGAUACCAUUAUUUAUGGAACUCGAUUUCUUUAGCAUGGCCACCACGGGCACGCUUGCAAAAGUCCAGACACUGAACCCAAUCGGCCGUACGAAGAGUUCAUCAAUCGUCGCUGGCUUAUUGGCAUAUAUCAUAAACUUGACGUAGCCCCACAGGAAAUAGUCUAACGGCGUCAAAUCGCACAAUCGAGGCGGCCGAUUGACGGGGCCAUUUCGUGAGAUAACAUAAGAUAACACGUUCACCAAACUUGGUUUUCAACAAAUCGAUUGUGACAUUCGCUGUGUGGCUUGUCGCGCCGUACUGUUGAACCCACAUAUUGUCCAAAUCCAUAUCAUCCAAUUCGGGUCAAAAAUAUUCGGUUAUCAUUGAGCGGUAGCGAUGCCCCAUUCACAGUAACGUGCCGGUCUUGGUCAUCACGGAAGAGGUACAGCCCAAUGACGUCGCCGGCCUAUGAACCGCACCAAACCGUAAUUUUCUCGGAAUACAAUAGUGACUCUUGGAGUACGUGUAGAUGCUGCCGGACCAAUAACGCAUAUUUUGCUUAUUGACGCAGCCAUUCAGACAGGAAUGAGCCUCAUUGCUGCAGAAAAUUUUUCGAUGAAAAUUCCGAUCAUUUUCAAUUUGAUCUUGUUAGGAUGUACACGUCAACGUCACAGAGUUGCCCAACGCUUGAGAACGACGUGUGAGAGACUGAUUUGGGUCUUCCUCAAUUGAUGCUUUAGCGGCAGCAAUAUUCUCGACACUAUAGACACUUCUUUGUCUCACUGGCAUGGGAACAUUUUGUACUGUGCCUGUGGAUUGAAAUUUUUCCACUAGACGCUCAAUUGUUGACGUGACAGGACGAUUAUGACGACCAUAAAUUGGACGUAGCGCUUUUAAAGUUGAGUCCACUAACUCCGAAUUUCAGUAGUAAAUUAUAAUAAUUUCGACUCGUUGUUGGAUCGUAUAUCUUUCCAUGAUGAAAUUGAAAACUUACUGAAGAGAAAUUUCAAAAGAGCGGGAAGAAUAUUGGUGUCGUUUGCUGUCCUCAUCGGUUUACUUUUGUAGCGUCCCUACUGAUAAACCCGUAAUCGGAAAAUACUGAAAAUACAAGUACGACCCGCUAGAUACCAUACGAUUAUGUAUUCAAAGCCUUAUUUAUAAUUGCGAACAAAUAGAGAAUUGUAGACAUUUACUAAACACGUCACAUCCGCCAUUUUCAUGUUUCUACGAAUGGCUGACUUUCAUUCAUUUUCCUCCUUUCAUAAUUAUAACAACUCAAUUGUUUUAUAUUAUUUUUCCUUUCUUGGUUUGUGCAUCUACUCAACCCACUUUUCGUUUAUAUUCAUAACAAAAUUACUUCAACCACAUCUCCCGCCCCUAAUUAAAAAUUUGCCUUGUUGCUACGCCACUGUUGUUUACUCUACUACAACAAAGCGGCGCGGAGUCAGCAAAGAGAAUUCAGUAUGAGUCCAGCUAAAUGAAAUGCUCUGCACUUACCGGAAUGUAAUUGUACAGCGUUAUACGUGUAUUUAAGCUUGUCGAAGCACGACAAACAUUGAAAGCAGUCAAGAUGAGUCUCGGAUACCGGUAUACGGAGGACGCGGUCAUUCGCGAAGUGUCGCUGCACCUUUACUUCGCGCAAACGCUGGCUGUUUUUUGCUUAUCAUUGGUAAUAGUCAGGCAAUAAAACAAUUGCCAUUAAGCCGGAAGCAUUUUUCCUGCUCGGCACGUCAUCCAUUCAUUCUCUCUCUCGUUGAUCCCUUUUGAGCGAGUGGACGCAGAGCGGUUGCCAAGUCGCCUAACAAAGAAGAAAAUAAAAUUUCAAUAUAUCUGCAAUUAUAGAUAAGCAAGAGUAACAGGCAAGGUGUCGAGUCUGUUGUUGGAGCCGUCAGACGACACUUCAGGUCAGAAGAGCGAACGAGUGUAAGCGCAUUGAGCUUUGAAGUUGAAACCUUUUUCAUGUACGUUGUACUUAAAUAUGAUGGAUUAGUCGGCAACUCUACUUUACAGAAUGGAUAAUGUAUAUAUGUGCAAUACUAACACCAGUCGCUAACGUUAUAGUGCUGGGAGUAAUCUUAAAGCAUUAUUUGAUACAAAUCGAUUGCACUUUAAUUUUCAUGCAAGAUUUUUUAUGAAAGGAUUUUUUCAAAAUAUGAAUUAUUUUAUAUGUACAUUUUUAAUCGAACAUUAUAAUAUUGAAUAAUUUAAAACAGUUCGACUCAGACUAAAUACUGCUAGCCGGCCAAGGUGCCCCACUAUCAGACACAUUUACGAUGUCUCUUCAUAUGUUGUGAACCCUAUGAUAGCUCAAACCAAAAACAUAGCGUUUUUAGAUAAGGUUCGACUUGACUUGAAAGAAAUUUGAAAAACAUAAUAUGUAAUAACUUUAAAAGUGAUGGCUGUUUGUAUUGAUUCAGUUCCAACCAAAGCUCCCUGCGUUGACCAUUACUAAUCCUUGAAGAUCCCAUCUAAAAUCAGUCAGACAGAAAAAAAAUUUAAUUUUUUUUUUGCUUCGUCGAAUUUUGUUAUUAAGUUAAGAAAACAGAUUUUUUCAGCUUUUCGGGAAAACCCAACAGUUAAUGUUUUAUAAAAAAUCCUUCGAAUUAGUUCAGCUUGUCAUGUUUUUAAAAAGUUACAUAGGUUAUGUCAGAUUAUACAGGCCCUUAGUAAUGCCAGUUGAAAGUUUAAUUUAAUUUCAGGUGAAACUUUCGUCAAACAAGACGUCAAUGGUUUUUGUGAACUUUAAGAGCGACGUGGUGUCUACGUUUGAUACUUCGUUUAGAGCUUGGAACUCCGAAGCACCUGGAUACUUCAGCCGAGUUCAAGAUAGUGCUGGACAAAGGCAAAGGAGGUGUACCAGCGUCUCUCUCAUUUUAACUUCUCUUCAUUGUAUGUAUCGAUAUCCCUUAUGCCCAUCUGGCUCGCAUGUGAUGCCAGUAGAUUGUGAUCUGUCAAGAGGUGUGAGUAAGAAGCAAGCGAGUUUUCCUAAGGGUCUCUUGCACAUGAUCUUGGUGAUCCUGCAUGUACUUGAGGCAUUCCAUAUCGGCCAGAUCCUCCUGUCAGUCCUUUCGUAAAUUUCGUUUUAUAUAGUAUGUAGCUCUAAGAGACUUCCGUAUUUUCUAUACUGUAGCCAGACAUAUGACACUUUUGGCAAUAUCAUCAACUGCUUCGUUUCCCGAAACUCCUUUAUGGCCUGGCACCGAGUAUACGACUGUGAACACCGAGUAUACUCGUAUAUGCAGCCGAUACAUCUACUGUUUCCCUACUUCUAAAAACAUUCUCUGAGUUUGGGUGCUUUCCUUUCAAACUUUUUCAAAAGCUCAUUAGCUACAAGUGACCAUAGGAGUGGUGACAAUACAUCCCCCUGCGGAUUUCCCGUUUUCGGGAUGGCUUCGUUCCAUGCCGCAUUAAUCUUCCUACAGCUCAGUAGAGUUUUUAUUCAUGCUAUAAUGACAGAUUCCAUCUGGGUUGCUACCAGACUACUGACGAUUGCGUUAUUGGAGACAUUGUUGAAUGCUCCAUUUAUGUCUAGAAAGACAACCAGAGCAUACCUUAUGCUCUAGUGCUCUUUCUAUAUUUAGAGUUAGCGAAUGAAGUGCAGUUUCCGUGAAUCUACGUAUAGGCGUGCUGUGCUUUCAUCAUCUUGGCAAUAAAAGCUUUCCUCUUAUAUAGGCAUCUAGAAUUUUUUGAAAAGUCUUCAGAAGGAAUGAGGUGAGACUUAUUGGUCAGCAUUCUUUCAAAUAAAGUGAGACUGCUUUGCCCGCCUUUGGUGUGAAUACGAUCUUCGCCUCUCUCCAAAGGAUAUAAACAUAGUUAAGCCUCAAACAUCUUUCGUAUAUUAUGAUUAAGUAAGGAACCAGCGUUCUUGAUACGUUCUGCAUCCUGGCCGAAAAAAUACGGUCCAUGUGCGGGGAUUUAAACGGUUCGAAGCCGUUGAUUGCUCAAAGUAUUUUGUUUUUCGUUAUGAUAUCUGUUGGGACAUAUUCUACGCUAUCUCUUACAUGUUGGAGAUCUAAAGCGUCUAUACACCCUGAAAAAUGAAUGCUGCAUGCAUCCAGUUCACUCUCCACAUUUUUGCGUAGUAGCGUAGCGGUAGUCGGGUGCUUAGAUAGUAACUUCUUGAGUGGUAGUAACCUACUUCGGUUGUCUUUUCUAAAUUGUCACAGAAACUCGUCCACGACUUCCUCUUGGCUUUACGAUCUUCUUUUUUAUAUGCUUGAAGUACGGAUCUGUAUUCACCCAGCAGGACUACUCAUUAAUCAGUCUGGGUAGUUUGAAGAGUUUCUUGACUCUACGCCUUAGCAAUCUGAGCUCCUUGUUUCACCAAGGUAGCCUCGAUUUACCCUUUGCGCGUAUUGGAGGGCACGCGAGAGACGCUUUCUUGAGAACAUUCGUGAGCGUGACUGUCCGUAUCUCUGGUUUAGAGAUUGAGUCACAUUUCUCUGGUCUCAAAAGGUUACAUAAAUUUCAUUAGAAUCUGCCGAGCGGGUUUCGAGCUACAUUGGUCACCAGUUAAAAAAUAUUUUUUUGAAAAAACAAAACGCAAUUGAAGUUUUAAAUUUACUCGUGAGUCCCAGCGUGUCCAAGGACUCUUUACUAUUUAUCGAAUAACUCGAAAAGUAUUUGUCAAAUUUACUUCAAAUUUUCACAGAAUAUUUCUAAGAGAUUAUACUUUAAGAAAAUGCAAGCAAUGGAUAUAUGUAUAAUAUUCCUACUAAAUUACUUGUGUGAGUGUUGAAGGAAAAAUUUGUUAUUUGAGAAUUUAUUUUAUAUAUUUAUUUUUUAUUUAUUUAGAAUUUAUUUUAAAUACAAGAAACCAUAAAGCUUACAAUAUUCAAACAAGAAGUUCAGUAAGAAAAAAAACUGUUAUAUUUUCAUCAUUUAGCCCUAUGAAGUCAAUUUAAGCAUGACAAACAAGUAAACCUUUUCCAGAGGCUAAUGGAAAAAUAUAUAUGUAUUUUUUAUGUUUCAAUAUUUUUUCUGCUUUUCCUUUUACUUACUAAGCAUUAGAAAGAAAUAAGCGAAGAAAUCGAUAAUACGAUUUGAUUUGCUGCUGGUCUAGUCCUUUUCUACGCUCGCAGGUCAUUGACACACACACCUUUGCAAACACACAUAGAAGCACCUAUAUGGUAAAUUAUACAUACAUAUGUAUGUAUAUAUAAUCUAUAAGUACCAUAUAUACUUGAACUUCGUGCAUAAAAAGAAACAACACCAAAUGGACAAGUUCAACUAUGAACACUCGCACGAUCCAAUGUAGCGAAGAACUUUUAUAUUCUUCAUUUAUUUAGAAAGCAAUUUGGCGAAUUCUCUGUACUUGUAGUUCAACUGACAGUUAUAAAGACACACAACAACAAACAUACAUACAUACUUAUAUAUAUAAUGUGUCUAUUUUAGUGAAACUGUAAUUGGAUACAAGCUGGUCCUUUCAAAUUGUUAACAGCCGAAUGUAUGUAUGUA